Molecule: messenger RNA, 1324 nt
Organism: Effrenium voratum
Lineage: Eukaryota; Dinophyceae; Suessiales; Symbiodiniaceae
Source: the annotation of a GenBank genome assembly
UUUGCAAGGGCCCACCCCACCGGAGAUCUGAGCCGCGAGCCGUCGAUUCGCGAUGGCAUGGCCCCUGGAGCGCGAGACGCUGGGGGAUCUGCUCUUCCGGCACCGGCAUGCGGUGGCUGCCCUGCGGGCCUCCCUGCAUGAUGAGCUGGAGGCUCAGCCUGCAGAUGAGGUCUGGCUGCUGCGCUACGUGUUGAGCUUCCAGGACGAGCCGCAGACUGCAGCCGCGUCGGCGGCCAAGGCAGCCCUGGCGUGGCGCAAGGAACACGCGGGCUUGGUGGCAGCGGCAGCAGCACGGCAGGCCCCGAGCGACUUCUCAGAUGAGGAAUUGUCGGCCAUCUACCAGUGCUUUGUCGCGGGCUAUUUCUGCUGUACCCAGUUCGGGGACCCCGUCUUCCUCUCCCGUCUCAGCGCCUACAACUUGAAGCGCCUCAUGGAGAAGGUCUCCGAGCCCAAGCUGGAGCUCUGGUUCAACUUCACCAACGAGUGUGCGUGGCAAUACUGCGAGGCGGAGACGCGUGCGCGCCAAUACUUUGUGAAGCAGAUCAACAUCCAGGACUCUGAGGCGGUGAGAAUGGCGCAAAACCGGCCCUUCUUGCGAGCCCUCGGCAAUAGCUCGAAGGUGAACGACUGGCUGCGCCCGCAGCUUUUUGGCAAGACCUACGUCUUCAAUCCACCGGUCUGGUUGUCCAUGGCGCACCGGGUGGCUGGCGGCAUCAUGAGCCGCAAGUCUCUGGCCAAGAUUUGGGUUCACCCUGGCUCUGUGAACGCCAAGACCGGCGAAGAGAACGGGCUCUGCCCAUUUGCGCAGCAACUCUUCGGGGAUGCCUCGGUGCUGCCGACUUUCCUGGGCGGCCGCUGCAGUGCCGAAGCCUUCCCAUCGGCGCCCCGCUCGGAAUCCUCAUCUUCGCCCCCGCGGCAGCCGCCGCUGCUGGCGGGCUUGCCCCCGGUAGAGCGCCAGGCGCCGCAGCCGCAGAGCGAGCGAGAGGACUCGGACUUGGUGACCUUUCAGUCCGCGGAGGACCUGAUCGCGAAGCAGGCCCUAGAGGGCUCGCAGCUACCGGUGAGCCUGUCCAUGUGCUCGGCGGUCACGGCGCGAGAGGUGGCCGAGCGAAGCGAGGAGGAGUCUUCCUGGCCGCCCUGGUGCCGGCGCGUGUGCUGCUUCCGUCGGCGCCGGCGGUCGGUCUCACAGCCGCUGAUUUGAGGGUGGGAGAAUUGGCAGAUGGCCACAGGGUGAAAUUGACACGAAUCAAAGGCCAGGAAGAGGCGUGCGGCGGUGUCUUCCUCUAGGCCCACAGAAUGGCCUCGGUUGUCCUUCUGGUUUCCC